CUGAGAGAGAAGAACAUUAGGAAUGCCUUUCAGUGCCUCAGUUUCUGAGCUGCCUCACUUGGGGAAAUCCAACCGCAGCUCACGGUCACCCCUGAAGGAAUCCGGAUGCAGGCCAAGUACAGCAGCACGCGGGACAUGCUGGAUGGUGAUGGGGACACCACGAUGAGCCUGCAUUCUCGAGCCUCUACUACAACCCAGCGGCCAGAGCCUGGCCACACAGAGCACCGCGGUCCCUCUUCUGCUUGGCGUCCAGUGGCCCUGGUCCUGCUGACUGUGUGUUUGGUGCUGCUGAUUGGCCUGGCAGCUCUGGGGCUUGUGUUUUUUCAGUUCUACCAGCUCUCCAACACUCAGCAAGACAACAUUUCUCAAAAGGAGGAAAGAUUGGGGAAUCUCUCCCGACAGCUGCAAUCUCUACAAACCCAGAACAGGAAGCUUGCAGAAACUCUGCAUCACGUGGCUGAAAAACUCUGUCGUGAGCUCUAUAACAAAACUGGAGAACACAGAUGCAGCCCUUGCCCAGAAAGAUGGAAGUGGCAUGGGGACAAAUGCUAUCAAUUCUAUAAAGAAAGCAAGAGUUGGCAGGGCUGUGAAUAUUUCUGCAUUGCUGAGAACUCGACCAUGUUGAAGAUAAACACACAGAAAGUGCUGGAGUUUGCCAUGCCUCAGAGCUACUCUGAGUUUUUCUACUCUUAUUGGACAGGGCUAUCCCGCAACGGCAGUGGCAAGGCCUGGCUGUGGAUGGACGGAGCCCCUUACUCCUCUGAGCUGUUUGAGAUUAUAGUAGAUUUCACCAGCCUACGAAGCAGGGACUGUGUGACCAUCCUCAACGGAAAGGCUUUCUCCAAGGACUGCAGGGAGCUGAGGAGAUGUGCGUGUGAAAGAGCCGCAGCCACGGUGAAGCUGCAGAGGCUCCAAGAGCCUCUCUGAGCCAGACAUGGAGGCGAAUGGUUCUCCAGCUACAACUACAACUGCAGGCUCCCUUCAGAGAAAUGGAAGAUUCUGUUCUGCAGAGCAAAAGUCAGUCUCUGUACGUGAACCCGGCCUAGUGUGGUUUCCGUUCCUAUUGCCUUCCAUUUAAUCCCUGUUUAUACCUUCCAGGUACUGAAAAAUUUAAUAAUAAUAAAUGUAAAUAA
Molecule: messenger RNA, 1133 nt
Organism: Hippopotamus amphibius kiboko
Lineage: Eukaryota; Metazoa; Chordata; Mammalia; Artiodactyla; Hippopotamidae
Gene: CLEC1A
Product: C-type lectin domain family 1 member A
Exons: 6
Coding region: 106-927 (273 amino acids)
Source: RefSeq, a predicted model, not a curated record